AGUAGCGAGUCAGUCGGCUCCUGCGCGCUAAGCUCGCCAGCGGCAGUAGCGCCGAAAUUAUUCUCCCUGCUGCUGCUGCUGCGUGUGUGUGUGUGCGCGAGAGUUUGUAUACAAUAGUGUGUGCGUGCGUGCGUGCGCGAGCGAGUCGCCGUGUGUCGGUCCGCAGCUGCUGCCGCGCGGCAGUGUCAUGGAAAUCACCUGACGAGCAGUCGCGCGGGAUGAUCCGUGCAGCGCGCAGGAGCGACAGACAGACGAAGAGAGAGAGAGAGAGAGAGCUGCGAGGAGAAAUUGCGCGCAAUGAGAAGCGAUCGAAUCGCGCGGCUCCGCUGCUGCUGGCAUCAGACCGAACGGGGCUACUGACUACCUACGUAAGAGCGAGAGAGAUGAAAAAUUAAGCCAGGGCGAGAGAGAGAGAGAGAGAGCGAGAGCGGCGAAUAUAUAAGCCAGCGUUCGCGCGACGAUCGAUUUUGCCACUACCGCCGAGGACGAGCAGCAGCCAGAGAGCGAGUGGCCGCCCCGCGGCCGCGAUCCUCCAGUGCGAGCGCGAUACCUGCACACCCGCAGGCGGUGAGAUCUGGCUCCGCGUGCACGGCACGCACGUGCGUUGAUAGAUAGAGAGAGAGUGAGAGCACUGCCACGGCGGCGAGCAACAGUCUGCACAGUGCGCCGCGGGCAUCGGCGGAGGGACACGUGUGCAGCGCAGAGCGGAUGCAGCCGCGGACACACAGCGCUUAGGAUGGGCUGCACGAGCUACCGCGGCUGCGAGGCGACGACGAAGCUGAAGACGGCAGCAGCCUGCAAACCGGUCGCGGCGGAUCAGCUGGUGCGUCGUCGGACGAGCGCGACCUGCGCAGCCGGAGCAGCCGGACGACGCUGUGAGAGGUAGUGCAGGAGGAGAUGCAGAGGCUGCGCUCGACGUUCAAGAGGUCGCGCACCCCGACCGGCGCCGAGAUGAAGUCCCAGUCGAGCCUCGAGGUGCCGAAGCAGGUGCGCUCGGCCUCCUUCGACGAGAUCCAGCUCGAGGCCCAGCGACAGGAGUCCAAGGCCAACGCCGAGCUCAAGUCCAUCGCCAACAUAGCCAUGGCCACGAGCAGCAGCCUCAGCCAGCAGCAGUCGUCCUCCGCCUCGUCCUCCUACUCGCCGGGCCGCUCGCUCGCCGCCGCGGACCCAGCUGCCUCCGCCUCCUCCUCCAGCGGGGCCGUGCGCAAGUCCAUCGCCACGCUGCGCAUCCCCCAGCUGCAGACCGGCCAGCGCAGCAAGAGCUUCGACGUGGCGACGGCCGAGCGCGGCCACGGGGCCAGCCUCCUCGACCGCUCGUCCUCCUCGGCCUCGGCCUACGGCUACGUCUCGCGCUGGCGGAGCAGCGCCGAGCGCGAGAACCCGCCGGCCCAGGCCUACAGCUGCUGGCACUGUGCCUGCGUCGACGAGUACCGCGCGUCCAUCGGCGCGGCCGGCUCCAACGACUCCUGGGAGGAGGACGACGACGAGGACGAGGCCGACGACGAGGAGGCGGACGACGAGGCCGACAGCGGCGCCGACUGCUCCAACCAGCUCCAGCCCUCGGCCGUCCAGCUCGACAGCAGCGACAACAGCUACUACUUCGUCGUCGUGCAGAAGGCCUGCGAGCCCGAGGCCCCGGAGUCCGCCGCCGCCGUCGCCGACGAGGAGGGCAGCGACUGCUCGCGCCGCGAGGGCAGCCCCGAGAUCCGGGUGACCCUCACGCCCAGCCCGGACCUGCGCUCCAGCACCGACGCCGAGCCCGACUCGGCCGGCGAGGCCAGGUCGCCCCAGCUGCUGCCCCAGAGCCGGCAGCGGCGCAGGUCCAUCACCCGGCAGGAGGCCCUCACCGCCUUCCCGCCGGACCUCUCGCUGCACGGGAUAAGCCUGCUGGCCGACGACAGGUCCACGACCGGCCAGAGCAGCCCCGACGAGGACGACGACGAGGACGACGAGAACGAUCAGGAGAGCGACGCGACCUGCGGCGCCGCGGCGGCCGGGGGCCUCGUCGUCAGGGACAUCUUCCUGACGGUGCCGGAGCUGAAGCGCGACCGGGCCGCCUCGGUCGACUCGUGCUUCAACAACAACAAGAACGGCAAGAUCGAGACCUGCUACUCGCUGCAGGUGCCGCAGCAGAGCGCGCGCUCCAAGAGCGUCGACAUCGUCCUGCCGACCGACGUGCAGACGAGGUACACGGCUCUGCUGCCCGGCAACGAGGAGGCCAGACCUUUUACUGGCGACAAGGAGGACGGGGGUUCCGGACCCGGUCAGAGGGAGCCAAGAUCAACACCCGAUUGGAGCGACGCCGCCUUGAACGGAGAACAUCUCUGGGUGCCGACCGCUGCCUCCGGUGAAUUCUGUUACGUCAACGACUGUUCGAAACACGGUCCACGACUAAAGUGCUCGGCCUGUCGAGUGGUCGCGCACUCGGCCUGCACGUCCGGGCUGAACUUCGCCUGCAAGCCGAGCUUCCGGGACGUCGGGGUGCGCCAGUACCGCGAGCAGAAGGUGACCAACCACCACUGGGUCCAUCGUCGCUCGCAGAAGGGCAAGUGCAGCAACUGCGGCAAGUCCUUCCAGUCGAAGCUCAGCUUCUCCUCCAAGGAGAUCAUCGCCGUGAACUGCAGCUGGUGCAAGAACGCCUAUCACAAUCGCGAGUCCUGCUUCAACGCCCAGCGCAUUGGCGAGGAGUGCGAGCUCGGCGUACACUCGGGCAUCAUAGUGCCGCCCUCGUGGAUAGUCAAGCUGCCGAGGCGGGGCAACUUCAAGAGCAGCCUGAGAAAGUCGCCGAAGAAGAAGAGAUCCCAGCCGAAGAAAUCCAAGGACAAGGAGGAGGAGAAGGAGGACCCGGGCCAGCUCUGGGUCGUCAAGCCCAUACCGACGAACAGCGUGACGCCCGUCCUCGUGUUUAUCAAUCCCAAGUCCGGGGGUAAUCAAGGCGCGAAGCUGCUGCAAAAGUUCCAGUGGCUGCUCAAUCCACGCCAGGUCUUCGACCUCACGCAGGGCGGCCCGAAAAUGGGACUGGAGCUGUUCAAGAAGGUGCCAAACCUGCGGAUACUGGCUUGCGGCGGCGACGGUACCGUCGGCUGGGUUCUCUCGGUCCUCGACCAGAUCGGGGCUAAUCCAGCACCGGCCGUGGGCACACUACCCCUGGGCACGGGUAACGAUCUGGCCCGAGCUCUCGGCUGGGGCGGCGGCUACACGGACGAGCCCAUCGGCAAGAUCCUCAUCAGUAUGGCCGAGAGCGAGAUCUCGAUCCUGGACAGGUGGCAGCUCGUCGUCGAGCGCAACCCGGACGCCUCGGGCAACGACGAGGACGCGGCCAAGGGCAAGGAGAACCUGCCGCUCAACGUCGUCAACAAUUACUUCUCGCUAGGCGUCGACGCCCACAUCGCCCUCGAGUUUCACGAGGCGAGAGAGGCCCAUCCGGAGCGCUUCAACUCGCGGCUGCGCAACAAGAUGUUCUACGGCCAGAUGGGCGGCAAGGACUUGGUGGUUCGCCGCUGGAAGGAUCUCUCGGAAUUCGUGACCCUCGAGUGCGACGGCCAGGACAUGACACCGAAGCUGAAGGAGCACCGAGUCCACGCCAUCCUCUUCCUCAACAUCGCCUCCUACGGCGGAGGCACUCAUCCCUGGGGUGGUGGCAUCGGCAGAGAACCCACCACCGAGGACGGCCUCAUCGAGGUCGUCGGACUGACCACCUAUCAGCUGCCCCUCCUACAGGCCGGAGGACACGGCACGAGCAUAGCCCAGUGCAGCACUGCGAAAAUCAUCACCACCAGGACCAUACCUAUGCAGGUGGACGGCGAGGCUUGUCGACUGCUGCCCUCCAUUAUCAGCAUGAGCUUGCUGAAUAAAGCGACGAUGCUGUCGAAACGACGCAAUACCGGCGGAGGCCGGAGACAGAAGGCCGCGGAGAUCGAGAGGCUCAAGAUACCGCUCAUGAGGAUCAGAAUGGUCGACUACGAGAGGUUCCACUCGGACAAGGAACAGCUCACGAAGGCGGCCACGGCCUGGAACGCCGAACCUCUCGACCUCGACGCCGCCAUGGACCUCGAGUCCCUCAGGAACAUGCUCGCCAAGGAGUAUCCCAUGGAUUCGUGCUGUUUUCUCGACUCUUGUACGGCGGAACGGUUUUUUAGAAUUGACCGAGCGCAGGAGCAGCUUCAUUACGUCACGGACGUCGUGAGCGAGGCCAUCUACGUUCUCCAGGAAGGUCCUGCGAGCCAAGGCUCACAGAGUCAACAACAGUCCGAUAAUCAAGCGACAUCGAGAGAAGACCGGCGAAAGGCGUCCGCUGAGAAGAAGGCGCGCACCGAGUCGAAUCGCUCCCAGCAACACCAGGAGGAAGAUCAGCAGAGGUCGCAGCAUCAAUCACGAGCGGAAUCGGCGGCGAGGUCGCGUCACCCGUCCGGCAGCAACGUCAGCCGGAACAGCCUGGCCCCGAGCGACUCGGAGCGAAGGCGUUCCGCCAGCGGUGACAACUACGUCAACAACGAGGACAGGCAAGGCUCGUCGUCUAAGCAUCACGGCUCCUCCAAGUCCAUCACGUCAGCCGGUGCUCGCAGUGCUACGGGGCAGCGCAUGCAGCACGAGCAGCCGCCCGCGUUCAUUAGUCCGCGAGACAGGCUGUUCGGCCUGAGCUCGGAGGUGCACACGUUCAGCACGGAACUGCUGGAGAAGACGUCGGACGGAAUCCUGAGAGCGGCGAAGGUGGGAGACCUGCCGGCGUUGAAGGAACUACACGAACGGGGCUACUCGUUGCUGUCCAUCGACUCGACGGGCCAGACGGCCCUCCACCUGGCAUCGAGACUCGGCCACCGGGACAUCGUGAGAUACCUGAUCGCGUGCGCUCCACCGACGAUUCUCAAUAUGGUCGAUAACGACAAGGGUCAGACGGCUCUCCACAAAGCGGCGCAGCAAAAACGCCGAUCGAUCUGCUGCAUGCUGGUGGCUGGCGGCGCGAAGCUGACGGUCCGGGAUCGCAACGGAAGCACACCACGGGAGCUCGCCCUGAUUGCCGAGGAUCGCGAACUCGCCGCCUAUCUCCACAGUCAAGAACAGUUCCAACUGGUGACGGAGGACAUGGACAGCAUGUCAUGAUUUCGUGAACGUGCGUAAACCCUGCAGAGCCGAGAAAGAAAUCUGUCUCUCAAGCCUUGACCCGAUGUAUCUUCCUAACAGCUUUAGAGUGAGAUUAUAGAGAGAGAAAGCAGCACACACACGCGCGCGCUCAUAUACACACAGCGCAUUGUCUGAGCGUUUAAUCCCCGAGAUUAUCCAGGGCCGCGAUCGUCUCUCCCCCUCUCGCGUGCUCUGGCAAAUACAUGUAUAUAUAUAUAUAUAUAUAUAUAUAUAUAUAUAUAUAUAUAUACACAUUGCGAAAGCGAGCAAGUCAGAAGAUUUUGCAGCUACGCGAGCGCGGUUCAGUUAUAAGCCGAAAUUCUAAUGUGGUAUGUCGUGUGUGGGAGGCGAGUAGUAUCAAAGUAUUAACGAGAACGGGAUAACUCAUUUAGAGCCGUGUGUACAUUUUAAAGUUAUAUCUUCUAGGGGGACAAGUAUAUUACACUAACCAAGAGAAAUGUGUGUGUGUGUGUGUGCGUGACUCUCUGGUGGAUGUAUAGAACCAAUUAUUAAUUAAUUCUACAACGGAUUUUAAUAUUAUACUCUCGAACUACCAAACGAUAUAGAGCAAAUUUCUACACGUUUACAAACGUAAUUAACUGCAGAGUAAACAAUUUUGACGUCUUAACGAUAUGUUCAUAUCAGACUUUUAACCGUUAAAACGAAAUACACACAUAUGUAUAUUAUAUAUUAAUAUUAUUAUGAUAACAAAAGAAAAAAAACACGUACGACUUAGCGUUUAGCGAACCGACAGAAAGUGCUCGUAUAUCAAAGGGAACGGAACACGCGAAUUUGAGGCUUUCAAACUCUCGAGGAUAUACACCUACAUUUACUAUGAUAUUAUAAUCGUAAUUGAACAAAUUCCUUCAUCAUUGUGUGGCAGCGUCCACUAACGCAUCACAUUAUAAUGGAUGUUCCGUACCAAUCCAAAAACAACACAUCGCUAUAACUACUACCUUGAAGUACAGGGUGGGGUAGGCUAAAAUUAGAUUUUAUCAAACCACGAGUGGCAAGAGAAGCGGCCCGAGAGAAGGAGCAGAAACAAAUGAAAGAAAUCGAAAGGUAUUUUCAAAGUCAAUUUGUAUAAAUUUUUAAUUCGGUUAUAUAACGAGAAAAAUGGAUGACAAGAAAAAAAAGAAAUGAAAAUAAAAAUAACGACGUAUUUUCUUAUUAUGUGAACGAACGUUUUGUUCAAAACUGCGUCUGAUUCGUUUUAAACGGCCGAAAAAAAAAAUGAACAAACAAAAACAAACGGGGAAAGAUAAAGAAAUUUUAUUAAACAGCAUAGGUAUUUAUUCAGUACCAAUAUAUGAACAAGAGGGAUCAACGUACGAACACCAAUUAGCUAUUAGAGGCGGUCUAUCGCAACUAUACUAUUAUACUGCUAUUGUUAUAUAUAAAUAUAAUCUAAUCUUACGUAUCGACUAUUGAUAAGGUCGUGUUAGCCUAUUUGAAAAUUUCGGGAGGUACGUGCUGCAGUAGCCAAUAUAUAGUAUACUGCAGCUACGCGAUUAAACGAUAUAAAUAUAUAAAUAUAUUAUAUCUAUAGCUACAACAGUCAUCCUUCCACUAUGUCUAAUUUUUCGUGUCAUUAAUUAUACGGUAGACGGAGGAACCUCGAAAAGCGGAUAUAAGCUAUCAUAACUUUAUAUAGUAGAGAACGAAAGAUAAGCGCGGUACGAUAUGUAAGUAGAGCGCGUGUGUAUACGUUUUGAUUCUAGUUUCAGAUAGUUCUGAAAUCUCGACUGUAUAAAGUUCGUUUCCAGCAACUUUCGUUCGUUUUUGAGGAUAAAGUUAAUGUGAUCUCUCGAGACUAUAAUAACUUCGUGUGUACGUGUAUGCAGAGUCGGAAGGCGCGAUAGAGCUGUAGAUGAGAAUCGCGGCGUAACUUGUUAUGCAUAAGUCGGGUAAACACACAUACACUCGUGUCCGUCUCGAGAUGAGAGAAAACAAUCUGUACUUGGAGAGUCUCGUGAAAUGUGUAAUUUUUCUAUAUAGUUGCCUACAAUUCUCGUUAAACUCUGUCUCGUAAGAGAGGGUAAUAAUAUUUUGCUACUGCAGAUUAUAUUUUUUAAAGGGCAGUUUUCUUUCCAUUGAACGACGGCUGCGACCCGCUAUGUCGCGACGUUAUUUUAUUUGUCUUUAGCUAUAUAUACAUAUAUUUGAAUUUUAACGCAACGUUUUCGACGAAGAGAUUGACGAUAUUUUCUUAAUGCAGAAAAGAACCAUAAAAUUUAUUGAUAUAUACGUACGGUAUCAGUCGAACUCCAAACUGCACUGUAUAUGAAAGCGAUUAUUCUUCGAUCUCCGUAUACCUUUUCGCUCUUACAUAAAUAUAAGAAGAUACGUUUUAAAUCAUCGAAAGAGAUAUUUUAACGACUUAAAAUGCCUUUGCCGAAUCCCGGAAAAGGAGGCAUAAGUAUAUAUCUCGCUAUCACUCUACCAGUACAAAUAUAUUGAAAAAAUGAUCAUCAUUAAAAAUACAUUUUAUACUCUGGCAGAGUGCCGUGCAACGGAAUAUAAUCUGAUCCCUCUGUAUCUGCCGCGGGGUACAAAAGUAUAAAAAAAAAGUAUCGAACGGUUUAUAACAUUUUAGUAAUCCAAUUCUAACAAAAAAAAAAAACAAAAAUGUAAAAAAUUUUAACAAUUUUCGAAAAAUUCAAACGACAAUCCCUCGUAUAACUAUAACGUUAUCUUGUAUACUUAUGACGCAGAUGUUGAUUUCGUGUUGGAAUGAUAUAGAUGAACUCGUUUUCGUUAAGAGUCGAUCGUCGCGCUUUCCUCACUACGGCCAGACAGUAUUUAAUUACAUUAAAAAAAAUUUAGCAGAUUAUAUAUUAUAUGCAUGCCUGUAGUGUAUAUAACACAGAUAACUAUAUAGCGUUGAACGUGAACUCGAGCUCUAUAUAGCGGGAAGCAUCAAUCUUUUAAGUAAAUUAGCUACAGUUGGAUGCCGAAGAGGAUUUUAAAGAAUAUGUUUUAUUUAAUUAAAUGCGCCAUACCUCUCAAGAAAAUUUUUAUAAAUCUCACGGGACUUGCACACUUCAUGACCAGAUGGGUUGUUUGUAUCAUACACUUGUCAUCUACCUUUAUUUUUCUGAAAGAUGUUAAAUUUUCGUAGACGGAUGUUACGUAAUUGAUGAGGAAAUGAUAACCACAACUGAAUAAUUAAGUAAAGUAUGUGUAUAAUAAAUAUUCUUUAAAGUUGAUUAAAGUCAGCCUCCAGCUCUUAAACUAGCUGAGUCUUUGGGGUACUUAACGAAAUAUGCCUUGUACGGUCCAGAUUAGCACGUAAAACCGUGAGCAAAACCAGCAGCAGAUAUGUAGCGGAAAAAGAGACGAAUCGACUGCUAUCGAUUAGAAUAACGUCGAUAACUAAACAAAGCAUAUCGAGCGAACGGUCUCUGUAUAGAUAUGUACUAUGUAACUCACAGAUACACUUAUACUUAUACACACAUCGCGUUCCCGAGACUAAUGGCGAUGCUGUAAAUGUACUUAAAAAAAUUAUAUAUAUAUUGUAACUUUAGCGCGAGUGACUAUUGCGUGACAUAUACGAGCCGUAUGAGUUAAUUUGUUCAUAUGUAUGUGCGCGCGAUACGACGAUGUGUAGCGAUUACGACAUGAGAUAUAUCGAAUAUAUAACGUUAUAAAUUAUAAAACGAUGAUAUAGAAAAAAAAUUAUAAUGUACAUCGCUAAGGAGAGUUUGGAACUGGAUAAAAACGACAAGUAUAUUAUUAAAAAUAAAGAAAACACAACAUUGCCUUCCUCUCGAGAGAUAUCGGUAGCGGAGUUUUGCGGCCUGCGCGUUUUUUCUUUUACGUUUUAGAGCAAUAAAUCAGGACAAUCAUAAUGAGGUACACGCAGGCCGGAUUCUCACCGUUUCUCAAAUUGUAAUAGCAUCUAUCGUUGAUUUGAUUAAUUAUACGUAAAAAAAAGGAUAAAAACGCUUGUAUAUUGUCGAAAGAGAAUGAGAGACAGAAAAAUAGAGAGAAAAGGAAGAAAAAAUUAUAUAUAUUAUACAUAAUCAUAUCUGUAUUACGUUUUUAUGAAUGAUGAAAAGGCGCUUCGCGGUAGCUAUUAUACGUUGUAUAAAAUUUCAACUUUCAUUCGAGUGAUCGUACGUACACUGAGACAGUCUAGAUUGAGCCUGUGCAACGAAAUAUAACUGUAAUCGUACUACUUAGCAAGACUUCUGUAUUAUUUUCGACUACUUCGUCGACCAACGUACGCUUGAAAUCGAGGGGGUGUGGAAGCACUCCUUCGACGAAGCCUAAACUUGGAAUAGCUUGAAACGGAUUAAUUUUUAAUUGAUCUCGUAACCCUAUAGACUCGCUGAAUAAGUGACGACUUUAGCGUCCUCUCCAAGUUCCACAAAAAGCUCAGGACAUCGAUGGAGUCUUUUCUUUUGUGAACCCCUCUUGCAUUUUUCAUUCAAAUCUACGUCUGAGUCAGACACGUCGGGGAUUAUAAAACACCCGUGCUCACGAAAAAAAAGCCGAUAAAUCAAUGGAGUAUAGAAAAGUAGGGGCGUACAAUAGACACUUAUUUUUUAUUGUUCUUUCUCCGAAACUUAUGUGAGCGAAAACACGAGGGAACUACUCAUGGCUGAUUAUACAAUACUAUCGAAACGUGAAAAUCGCUAUGGCAGAGUAUAACUAAAUUCUUCUUGUUUCUGAAUUCACGAGUUUAUAUUCGAAAUUGUAGAAAAAAAGAACACGACUAAGUGAUGUAAAAAUUCCUUUUUUAGAUGUUAACGAUAGCUCGAACGCGUGUUUAUCGUUUAUAGAACGUGUGUUUGAAAUUAAAGGGAAAAAACACAAUUAAUUAUUUAGAUAAUUUAUUGUUACGUGAAUUUAGAACUAUACGCUAAACUAGACGAAAUUAUACGAUACAUAUAUUGAACAAACUAUUUCCUAGUUCUUCUAUUUUUCCAAACUUUCGUUAAGUGUUGUGGUCAAUACUUACAUUUUUUAAAUAUUUUUCUAGUGUUUACAACUUGAUCGAGAAAGUGUAGGAAGGUGUUUGGCUUUAUUACAUGCGAUUUCCAAUUUUUCACCAAUUGAAUCGUUCUCCAUCUCUUACAUUUUUUUACGUGACUAAUGUUACCUAGAGAGUGUAUACAUUCUAUGGUAGUGCAUUUUUGGUCUAUUAAUUUUAUCACGAUUAAAUGUUACAUAUACAAGUUUUUCCUAUUAUGUAACAUGUUAAUAUUGAAAUGUUAGAUAUGAUGUAGUUUUUGAAGUCGUAAGAUUUUUGUGCGAGGAAGUCUUUUCUCGAUUUCUUCGACCUUGUCUUCUCUUAUUUUUUCAUCUUCGCAAACUUAACAUCCACUGUGAUAUUUACCUUUAACUUAUGAUUUCGAACUUCAUCAGGACUCGCUCAGAAUCAAAACAAAACAGUUGAGUUGAUUUGCAAAAGAAAAAAAAAAAGAAAAAAUGGUUGUGAAAAUUUGAAAAAAAGUAGCCAAGUGUGUGACCGCGAGGUAACGAGGCAAGAAGGCGGAGCGAGUUCCUAUCAAAUUUCAAGAAGGGCAGCAAUUUAUAUGUGACACUUUAACAGACAAACACCAAAGUAUUACAAUGGGAGAAAUAGUGAAGUUUAUUAAAAGAACGAAUUGAGGAAAAGUUAAAAGUCAGAAUGAACUACGUUUACUCGAAUACGAGGAAAACUUUAAAACAGGCUGUUGCUAUCUUCUGUAAGAAUAUUCACCAUUGCUGUUAUGUAUUAUAAUCUCUGAAACGUAAAUUAUUUGUUAUUUAAAGAGAAAAACGAGAUAUUAUAAUUUAUAUCGACGAUAUUGCCAUGAAUGAUUAACUAAAAUUUUGUAAAAAAAAUUCCUUAUGUAUAUACGUGAAUUGACGACAAUUCGUAGACGUAGUUAACUACUAUAAUUAAAAUGAAAGAGAAUCUUUCACGAAAGUUUCUUUCCUCACGAAAUCUUUGUUCUUCCACGUUUGGCAUUCUUUUAUAAGAAAUUGCGUUGUCAUGCAGACAGACUACAUGUGCUUUCUUCCCGUGUGAUAUAAUUACUUCUUACAUAUGUAACGUAACGAGCUAUGCGAUCUAUUCCGUGUUAAUCGAUUUAUUUUUUUUACCCUCCUAUCAUUGUUAACUUCGUAGUGUAUAGUUUGAAAUUUUGAAUUCUCGUGAGAAUGUAAGCGUCAAAAUUUAUGAUCGUUAUUGUUGUUAUUAUUAUCAUUAUUAUUUAGUGGCGUUAAUUGUCGUUGCGUUAAUAAUGAUAAAUAAGUUUAUGAAUAAAGUUUCAAUUCUUUCCAUUUUCCACAUUGAGAGGAAGAGAGUAGUCUAUUUAAAAAUAUAAUGUAAUAUUAUUCUCGAUCAAUCGUCCUCUUAAUUUAAUUUAAUUUAAAUUACUAUAAUAAACGCGUUUGCUAGUCAAAGGUUCAAAGCGUAAACUACUAAAUCGAAAAAUAACGUUGUUACUUUAAGGGGCUGCUAGUGCAUGAAUAUAUGCAAGACGUAAUAACAGGUAUACGUUCUAAUUUUGCUUUGACUCUAUCAUUUCAUCCAGCUUAUGUUCGAAACUCACUUUCGUUAUACGAAAUAGCUGUAGUGGUUUCUCUGUGAAUAUCAAAGGUACGACUGUUUGCGUAAGAUACAACGAAAAUUUGUCGUCGACUUUUUGGAGACUACUCUAAUGAUAAACUUGUUACUUCUCAGAGAUAUGACACUUUUUGUCGUGAACGUUUUAGCCUACAGCUGAUAAUAAAUCCAAGUAUGUAUAUUGUGCGUUCGUAGCCCCUUAAAACUAUUUCAAUUUAAUGAAGAGAAUUACAACUUAAUAUUGUUACGAUUAUCAUCGUUAUAUAUCGUAGUUUAAAAACUGGCUAUUUUAAUAUAAAAAGAACAUUCGAAUCGCAGAAGAAUUUGUAUAAGAGCAGCUUAUUCGGAAAACAAUUGGCCAUAAGACAUUCGACAAAGAGCAAAACUGUAUAUUCCUGCCGUUGGGAAAGUUGGACAAUUUCAAUUUGAGACAACGCAAAUUUUGUCCAUUGUAUAUUUAGGUAAAAAAACUUGGUAAAAAUGAUCAUACCUUAUACAAACAGAAUCUGCAUCAUAAGACAGGACCAAUAAAUAGGAGAAAUCGAAGUGUUGAAUUUCGUACAGGUAUAGAACCAAUCUGUUGAAUAAAAGUAAAACGAAAAACUGACAAAUCCUUAAAGACAACUCGGCACUUCUCGGUAAGCAUGAAGUGCUGAUGUAUAUGUAUAUCGAUUCGUUAUUCCAAUCAAUCGUAUUAUCUUACAGUGUACUCGCGUAUAUUUUAAUACAUAAUAAUUGCAUCCUAACGCAGUGAGGUAAAGAAAAAAUGAAAAAAAAAACAUUUUCUAGCGUAUAGACAAUUCUUACCGAGAUAUGCAGGCGUACAGUGGCGUAGCAUAUAUCAGCGCGACGAGGCUGUAAUCGCGCGACUUGUGGUACGAAACUUAUUAUAAUCACGAUGGUAUUGAAUCACUAUAUUUUCCUCGAUAAAAGAAAAUGAUUUACUUCUAGUGUUUAUUAAAUUUUAUGAAAAUAAAGCACUUUACUACAGCACA
Messenger RNA from Nasonia vitripennis (jewel wasp), 12678 nucleotides. It is a transcript of the gene rdgA, whose product is annotated as eye-specific diacylglycerol kinase. Bases 898 to 5100 code for a protein of 1400 amino acids. Gene Ontology annotation, molecular function: ATP-dependent diacylglycerol kinase activity; protein binding. NCBI's taxonomy places the organism in Eukaryota, Metazoa, Arthropoda, Insecta, Hymenoptera, Pteromalidae. The record is from RefSeq and is a predicted model, not a curated record. The transcript has 11 exons. Gene Ontology annotation, biological process: lipid phosphorylation; diacylglycerol metabolic process; intracellular signal transduction.